AUGGCGUCCAUAGAAUCACUCCUGAACCCCCUGCCCGACUUGGACCGGCUUUGUCUCCCCAGUUCAGCAAUGUCGAACUCUCCCAGCGUGAUGCCAUCCCGACCAACGUCUCGUCAGAAGAGGGAGAAGCCACCCAAGGAUGCUGCGAUUUUCAAGAAAGAAAAGAUCAGGGGCCAGUUGCGAUACCCACCUUGUGAGGAGCGAGAUGAAGAGUUGACCAGUAUCCACCGCGAAUUCCAGCUCUAUCCGAUGGGCGAGAUCGGGAUGUAUCCGCGCCACAUCCCGUACAACAGCGAUAAAAAGUCAUUCCAGGACCGAACCGGACGUGAAAGCUUUGAAGUCCUGCAGUAUGAAUUCGUCAUCCCUGGUGAAGACAAGAAGUGGAUGGUGAUGUGGGACUACAAUAUUGGGCUGGUUCGAACAACCCAUCUUUUCAAGUGUCAGGAUUACUCCAAGACAACACCGGCCAAAAUGCUCAACGCCAACCCUGGCCUUCGCGACAUCUGCCAUAGCAUCACAGGUGGUGCGCUUGCAGCACAAGGGUACUGGAUGCCCUUCGAAGCCGCCAAAGCAGUCGCAGCCACCUUCUGCUGGCGGAUCCGCCAUAUCCUCACGCCCGUCUUCGGCCUCGAUUUCAUCGACAUGUGCAUCCACCCGUCGGAUCGCGGGCGAUACGGCCGCAUGAUCAUCCAUAAAUCCAUCGUGGACAAGUCCACGGAAAUGGCCAACUACUACCGCGCGCUCGAACUCCAAUCCCUCUCUCCACAACCACCUCCACUCCUCACUUCGCGGAGUCUCCCAGACCCGUCAAAACCGUUCGAGAAACAAAUCCUUCCGAAAUCUUUCGAUCACCACCCCCACCACCACGGCCAUCGUCUUCGUCAUACCUACGCGGAUAGUCUCGUGGGAUACGGCUCCUCCCCUGAAUAUUCUGGUGCUAGCACCUCUGAUACGUACUGCGUGUCGCCGGUCAGUCCGAUCCGGAAUACGUUCACGCCUGUGAACACGCCGCGCAGCGCAGAUGUCGAGAUGGGGUGUCUGGGCACCGCGUCCCCGGGAGGCCUUCUCUGCUCCCUCCAAAACAUGUCCAGGAAGAGGGCUAUUGACGCGAGCGACGGCGAGAGCGGCAUCGGCAGUGGCAGCGGUAGCUCCGACGCCACGGCUUCCUCGAACACAGUGUACACCUCAUCCACGACGAGCGCCAACACGUCCAGCGAGUGUCCAUCAGAACUAGAUGACGAUGCGGAUGUCGAUGCGGAUGUCGAUGCCUAUUUCAAACCCGACGACAUCGACAUCGACAUCGCCAUUGACGACGACGAUGACGACUACCAAGACAGUUCCUACGACGAGGACCCCUCCCCUGGCAAACGAGCCCGAGCAAGCCACGCCGAAACGCGAUCUCGACGAAACCCAAACCCUAAGAAACUGCUUCCCAGGGAGGUCAAGGCCGCGCAUGCCCUGCUCAGUUUGUGCAUGCAGGACGCGACCGGUAGUGGGAGCGAUGAAGAGGGGGUCAUGCGUUGGCAGCAACAGCAGCAGCAACAACAGCAGCAGCUGAAUAGUGGACGGAAGAGACGUAGAGCGUCUGCUUGA
Aspergillus affinis is the source of this 1593-nucleotide messenger RNA. RefSeq names its product putative APSES transcription factor Xbp1. NCBI's taxonomy places the organism in Eukaryota, Fungi, Ascomycota, Eurotiomycetes, Eurotiales, Aspergillaceae. The record is from RefSeq and is a predicted model, not a curated record. Gene Ontology annotation, molecular function: transcription regulator activity; DNA binding. The coding region runs from base 1 to 1593 and encodes 530 amino acids. Gene Ontology annotation, cellular component: MBF transcription complex; SBF transcription complex. The transcript is spliced from 4 exons.